AUGGCAGGCAAGAAACGAAAGCAGAGCAGCCGUGGGAUGGUGAAGAAGAAGGUCAAGACGAUGAAGGUUGCGGAUGUGCAGGAACGGGACGGAACGGUGCUGCAGGAGCUGCAGGAGGAUCAUUUAAGUACCGAGCACGAAGGUGUCGGUUGUCAAGAGACGGGAGACGCCGCUGCUGGGACUAAUUCUGUGACAAAGGGGCUUCUUUCGGAUGAAUUGAUGCAAGAAUUGGGUCAAGACGACGCUGGCGGUGCCUUGGUGCUGCCUGGACAUCGUGAGAAGAAGCAGAAGGUGGAGAACAUGCCCGAGGAGCUGCUGCAGCAAGCGCAGCACAUGAGUAAGAGUAAACGCAAGAAGCUGGAAGCCAUUGCAGCAAGGAAAGUCAAGGAGGCGAAGCGUGAGGACUUGUAUAAGUCGCUUGAGAAGCAGCAGCUCUCGCAGGACCAGAUGAAGCUCUUGUACAGCACGUCGCAGAUGGGACACAAGGAGACGCUACGAGAGCGUUUGAAAAGGUCGAUGAAUCGACAGAAAGCAGGGAUUGAACUCUCGGAGGAGGCAAAGAGUGAGUUGUAUAAAAAGAAGGAGAGGGGAGAGAAUGAGGACGAGGAGGGUGAUGGAAAUAUGCAGGUAGAUGACCUGGUGGAGAGCGAGCAGAUCAACAAGUUGAACCGCAAUGAAAAGACGGGUGGUGGUGGUGACGGUAGCUGCGUUGCAGACGCUGAUACGAGCCAUAAGACUGAGGUUUGUGGGACUGCUGCACCAGAAAAAGGUAGUAAGAAGAAGCACGGGAAGAAGAAAACAAUUGUGGCGAAUCGCGCAGUGCCAAUGCUGCCUACGCCCGACGAAACCGCCAACCUCGUAAAGAAUGAAAGAGAAGCUCCUGUUAUGACCCUUCACCAAAUGGUAGCUGAAGAGGAAGGUCCUGAGGAAGAGGCUAAGCACGCUAGUUCACAAAGCGCUGCAAUGACAAAAUUGGAAGCUUUACGCAAGAAAAAUGAGGAGAAGCGCCGAUUAAAGGCACUCGCUGCGACAAAUCCCCACGACGAUUCUGCUACGAAGCAGAAAGACGAUGUAGCGGAGGGUAGCGUGGCUGCGUAUGUGCCAAAGCCGAUUGUGAUGAAGACCGCUGCUGAAGUCCGUGAGCUCAGCAAGAAGACAGCGUUGCCGUAUAAGACCACUCUUGUCUCGUUGUCGCGGGACCCAACGAUACAAAUGGCGCGUAUGCAACUUCCUGUAUGUAGCUCUGAGCAGGAAAUUAUGGAGGCCAUUACUGACAAUGACGUGGUAAUUUUGUGUGGUGAGACGGGCAGUGGCAAAACUACGCAAGUGCCACAAUUCUUGUACGAGGCUGGCUAUGGUCACCCGGAUCAUGCGACACAUUGUGGCCGCAUCGGUGUAACUCAGCCACGACGUGUUGCUGCCGUUUCUACUGCCAAACGCGUUGCUGAGGAGCUUAACGUUCCGUUUGGCGCGCCUAAGGGACAUGUCGGCUACCAAAUUCGUUAUGAUGCUGAACACGUGAGCGAACACACACGGAUCAAGUUUAUGACUGACGGCAUUUUGCUGAAAGAGAUUCAGCAGGACUUUUUGUUGCGUCAAUACUCGAUUCUUCUCUUGGACGAGGCUCACGAGCGCAAUGUGAACACGGAUAUUCUGAUCGGAGAAAGAGGUCGCUGA
Molecule: messenger RNA, 1677 nt
Organism: Peronospora matthiolae
Lineage: Eukaryota; Oomycota; Peronosporomycetes; Peronosporales; Peronosporaceae
Source: the annotation of a GenBank genome assembly